Magnolia sinica is the source of this 674-nucleotide messenger RNA. RefSeq lists its product as uncharacterized. The record is from RefSeq and is a predicted model, not a curated record. Lineage: Eukaryota; Viridiplantae; Streptophyta; Magnoliopsida; Magnoliales; Magnoliaceae. Gene Ontology annotation, molecular function: metal ion binding. The transcript is spliced from 2 exons. Bases 9 to 446 code for a protein of 145 amino acids.
ACUUGCCUAUGACUAUAAAUGCCCAACACCCAUCUACAAACUCCCACUUUGCAAAGCCAAACAGUCCUUUGAAAGUAAGAGAGAUUUUUGUAGAGUGGAGAAUGGAAAACUUGCAGAUAGUCCCAGCUUUGGCUUGCAAGAAUGUAGAGGCCCAGUACGUAGAAAUGAAGGUUCCUCUAUAUUCUUAUGGCUGUGAGAAGAAAAUAAAGAAGGCCUUAUCGCAUCUCAGAGGAAUAUACUCAGUGACCGUAGAUUACAAGCUUCAGAAGGUAACGGUGUGGGGCAUCUGUGAUAGAGAUGAUGUACUGACAACCAUCAAGAGCAAGAGAAAAGAAGCUUGUUUCUGGGGUUGUGAGGAGGCCCACCAAGGUCCACGGUCGGGGCCCAAGGCCCCAUCUCGAUCAUGGAGCUGGAAAGCAUUGAAGAAGAUCAUCAGGUCCUAUUAAGCAAGCGACCAAUCCUUCCCACCCAUCCGGCAACAUUUCCAAAUCGUCUUGAACGUCAUGGAUUUUUUGUGCCAUUUCAUACACAUAUAGAUAGUUUAUACAUUUCAUAGGCUUGUAAAUGGUUGUGGUAGUUUGAGUUCUUUGCCUUGGCAGUGGAUCACCUAGCUCUUGUGACUGAUGUUAGCAAUGCACACCUUGCAGGUCUAUCCAAAUGAAAUUGCAAUGUUC